Molecule: messenger RNA, 1809 nt
Organism: Aureobasidium vineae
Lineage: Eukaryota; Fungi; Ascomycota; Dothideomycetes; Dothideales; Saccotheciaceae
Source: the annotation of a GenBank genome assembly
AUGAUUGAGACUCAGCUGUCCAAGGUCUAUGAGAAGAUUGAUCUGACCUUGCUCAACCGUCUUCUUCGUUUGAUCAUGGACCACAACUUGGCAGAUUACAUCUCGUCCAAGAACAACGUCCAGCUGAACUACAAGGACAUGAAUCACACCAACAGCUAUGGUAUGAUUCGUGGUCUCCAAUUCUCGGCUUUCGUCUUCCAAUACUAUGGUCUCGUAAUCGAUCUGUUGUUGCUCGGUCUGCAACGCGCCAGCGAGAUCGCGGGUCCACCGAAUGCGCCAAACGACUUCCUUCAAUUCAGAGACCGUGCUGCUGAAACUAGACAUCCUAUUCGUCUCUACACAAGAUACGUCGACAGAAUUUGGGUCUUCUUCCGUUUCAGCGCAGAUGAGUCUCGCGAUCUGAUCCAGCGCUUCUUGACUGAACAACCCGACCCGAACUUCGAGAACGUCAUUGGUUACAAGAACAAGAAGUGCUGGCCUCGUGAUUCUCGUAUGAGAUUGAUGCGUCACGAUGUCAAUCUGGGCAGAGCCGUCUUCUGGGACAUGAAGAACCGUCUGCCUAGAUCAGUUACCACUAUCGAGUGGGACGACACCUUUGCCUCUGUCUACAGCAGAGACAACCCUAACCUUCUCUUCUCCAUGUGCGGUUUCGAAGUUCGUAUCUUGCCGAAGAUGCGCAACCAGAACGAGGAGUUCCCCACCAAGGACAGUGUUUGGUCUCUUGUUGACAACUCCACCAAAGAGAGAACAGCCCACGCUUUCUUGCAGGUCACCGAAGAGGACAUUGCCAAGUUCAACAACCGCAUUCGACAAAUCUUGAUGUCUUCUGGGUCUACUACAUUCACGAAGAUUGCAAACAAGUGGAACACUGCGUUGAUUGCGCUUUUCACAUACUACCGUGAAGCUGCUGUCAGCACUGUCAACUUGCUGGAUACUAUCGUCAAGUGCGAAACCAAGAUCCAGACUCGUGUCAAAAUUGGACUAAAUUCGAAGAUGCCAAGUCGUUUCCCUCCUGCCGUGUUCUAUACACCCAAAGAACUCGGUGGUUUGGGUAUGAUUUCGGGUAGUCACAUUUUGAUUCCCGCCAGCGACAAGCGUUGGUCAAAGCAGACCGACACUGGUGUUACCCACUACCGUGCCGGUAUGUCUCAUGACGAAGAGACUCUGAUCCCCAACAUCUUCAGAUACAUCAUUCCUUGGGAGGCCGAGUUCGUCGACUCGCAGCGUGUCUGGACCGAGUAUUCACAAAAGCGUCUCGAGGCCCAACAACAGAACCGCCGUCUGACUCUGGAGGAUCUUGAGGACAGCUGGGACCGUGGUCUGCCUCGUAUCAACACACUUUUCCAGAAGGACAGAAGUACACUCAGUUUCGACAAGGGUUUCAGAGCUCGUACUGAGUUCAAGAUCUACCAGCAGAUGAAGAGCAAUCCCUUCUGGUGGACAUCUCAGCGUCACGAUGGUAAGCUGUGGAACCUUAACGCAUACAGAACCGAUGUUAUCCAGGCUCUUGGUGGUGUUGAGACCAUUCUCGAGCACACAUUAUUCAAGGCAACCGCUUUCCCCUCAUGGGAGGGUCUCUUCUGGGAGAGAGCCUCGGGUUUCGAAGAAUCGAUGAAAUUCAAGAAGUUGACCAACGCCCAAAGAUCGGGUCUGAACCAAAUUCCCAACCGUCGCUUCACCUUGUGGUGGUCACCAACAGUAAGUACUAUCCCUAUCUACCUUGAGCCCCCUUCUCUCCACAGCCUGAUUCGCUUUUCAAUGCCCUAUCGAAACGCACAAGUUCUUCUCACUCAGGCGUGCAUGCACUGA